GAAGCAAUAAACACAUGAUAAUACUACUUCAUACUCAGGACUGAGUGACUGACUAAUAAUUUAUUCUCUUCUUCUUCUUCUUGUUAUUCUUGUGGAAAUCAAGCAUGUCAAUUCAAGUUUGUUUAACCGGGUUUCAUCCUCCCCCAGCUGUAACCGCCAACACUUACUCUUCUCCUAGUAUUAGUACUGGUGGCGGUCGGAAACGCACUAUGCUCGUGAAAUCCUCAUCCUCAUCCUCAUCCUCAUUGUCCACGUCCACUCUCCCUCCCGUGGGGCAAAAUUUGCCGGAUAACUACGCCGAGUGGGUCCCAGUAAGUGAUAGGAGAAGAGCUGGGAUUCUCCUUCAUCCCACGUCUUUUCAAGGUCCCUACUGCAUUGGAGAUCUCGGGGAAGAGGCUUUUCGCUUUCUUGAUUGGCUUCAUCUCGCUGGUUGCUCCCUGUGGCAGCUUCUUCCCCUCGUACCCCCUGAUCAAGAGGGCUCUCCUUAUGCUGGCCAGGAUGCAAAUUGUGGGAACACCCUUCUAAUCUCUCUCCAAGAGCUUGUAAAGGAUGGCUUGCUUACACAAGACGAGCUCCCCAAACCACUAGAAAUGGAUCGUGUAAAUUACUCUCUUGUCGCUGAUAUAAAGCAUCCUUUGAUUGCCAAGGCUGCGGAGAGACUCACCUUGAGCAAUGGAGAACUCAAAACUCAACUUGAAGAUUUUCGUAAAGACCCCAAUAUUGGCAGUUGGCUCGAGGAUGCAGCAAUGUUUGCUGCAAUUGAUGACUCUCUCAAGACCAUGAGUUGGUAUGAUUGGCCCGAACCUCUGAAAAAUCGCCAUCUUGCAGCUUUGGAAGAAAUUUACCGAAGCAAAAAAGACUAUAUCAAUAUAUUCAUUGCACAACAGUUUCUAUUUCAACGACAAUGGCAAAAAGUUCGUGAUUAUGCAAGGGGUAAAGGAAUAAGUAUAAUGGGUGACAUGCCCAUAUAUGUUGGUUAUCACAGUGCAGAUGUGUGGGCUAACAAGAAAUCUUUUUCACUGAACAAAAGAGGUUUUCCACUUCUUGUUAGUGGUGUACCUCCAGACGCCUUCAGUGAAACUGGUCAGCUCUGGGGAAGCCCAUUAUACGAUUGGAAAGCCAUGGAGAAAGAUGGAUUUUCCUGGUGGAUACACCGUUUGAGACGUGCACAAGAUCUGUUUGAUGAAUUCAGGAUAGAUCAUUUUAGAGGGUUUGCUGGUUAUUGGGCUGUUCCUUCUGAAGCAAAAAUUGCGACAGUUGGGAAAUGGAAGGUUGGACCAGGAAAGUCUUUGUUUCAUGCCAUAUUCAAAGAUGUUGGCCAGAUCAAUAUAGUAGCAGAAGAUUUGGGAGUCAUCACAGAGGAUGUAGUUCAGCUUAGGAAGUCAAUUGGGGCACCUGGAAUGGCUGUCCUGCAGUUUGGUUUUGGAAGUGAUGCAAAAAACCCUCACUUGCCUCAUAAUCACGAACCCAAUCAAGUUGUCUACACUGGGACUCAUGAUAAUGACACGGUACGAGGAUGGUGGGAUCAUUUGCAGCAAGAAGAGCAAUCCAGUGUACUUAGGUAUCUAUCCAUUUCUGAAGAAGAUGAUAUCUCAUGGGCUUUAAUACAGGCAGCACUUGCCUCUGUUGCUCGGACAUCGAUCAUCCCUAUUCAAGACAUUCUAGGGCUUGGGAGUUCUGCUAGGAUGAAUAUUCCAGCUACUCAGUUUGGAAACUGGGGUUGGAGGAUGCCUACUACAAAGAGCUUUGACAAAAUGAAUAACGAGGCAAAGAAAUUGAGGGACUUACUUUCUACGUAUGGACGAUUAUGAGAGCUAUGUAUGUCCACCAACUUCUCAAAGCUUCUGGAAACGAAUGCCACACCUUCUCGGCUUUGAAUGGGGAACUUGGAUUAGAGGAUUCAAUGUGCACAAAAGAAGCUAAUUAAUAUGCUGCUGUUAUAUGGAUUUGUGAUGAUGUUACACAGAACAAUACUCAGUGCUAUCAGAAUUUUGUCUGAUGGGUUAGUUUUGUUCUAUGGAACCUUGAAUCAGCAGACAUGGGGUUUUAAUGAUCUUCAAGUUCGGCUAAAUAAAUGAAAAGAAUUGAAGUGUGUUAAAAUUGUAACAUGUAUGUGAUCUAGUUCAUUGGAAAAAAAGGAUAUGAUGAAUGCAAAUAAAUGCUUAGCUUUGAGUUGAGCACAACCUUUGCUGUCUGUACUUUGUUCUCUUAAUACAUACUUCAUGAACUAUUAUUAGACUUUUUUUUUUGUACAUCCGCUGAGUUGAGCACAACCUUUGCUCUAUGUUGAGUACAGUACAAUGUCUUUUAUAUAUUAAUUAAUAUACUAGCCUCUAAUUUGUGCU
Molecule: messenger RNA, 2345 nt
Organism: Daucus carota subsp. sativus
Lineage: Eukaryota; Viridiplantae; Streptophyta; Magnoliopsida; Apiales; Apiaceae
Product: 4-alpha-glucanotransferase, chloroplastic/amyloplastic
Exons: 16
Coding region: 105-1811 (568 amino acids)
Biological process (GO): carbohydrate metabolic process
Molecular function (GO): 4-alpha-glucanotransferase activity
Source: RefSeq, a predicted model, not a curated record